Molecule: messenger RNA, 750 nt
Organism: Durusdinium trenchii
Lineage: Eukaryota; Dinophyceae; Suessiales; Symbiodiniaceae
Source: the annotation of a GenBank genome assembly
AUGGCAUUUGCUCGUGCAGCGGCUCACAUCACCACUUCGAACCCUAGAAUUGUAGCCAUGGGCAGCUGUGGUACAAAGGAGGUUGCAGAAGGCGACAUUGUUUUGAAUGUCUAUGAUGUGGGCACCAGUAUUGGCAUGCACGACCUGAACAAUGUUCUUCACAUGAUUGGCACCGGCGUGUACCAUGCGAGCACUCAGAUUGGGGACCAGGAGUGGGCCUAUGGCUAUUGCGAGAAAGGCUGCGGCGUUUUCCACUGUAAGCCCAGAGGCUACCCUUUUACCUACCGCGAGUCCAUCAACCUGGGCCCAUCCCCACUCUCGCCGGAGCAGAUCCACCAGGAGAUCGAAAAGCUGAAACAGGUUUGGCUUGGUCCCCAAUAUGACCUUCUCCACAGGAAUUGUUGUCAUUUCGCUGUGGCAUUGUGCCAAGCGUUGCAGGUCAAAGAGGUGCCCGGUUGGGUGACGAACUUGGCCGCCGCGGGCGCCACCAUCAUGGCUGAAGAACACGCCAUCGAAGAGGGUGUUCACUGGUUGGCCCAGAAGGCCACAUCAGCAGUGGAAGGCCUCGAGCAUUCCGUCCGAGACGCCAUCCUGGAGGCUGCCAAAGCAGGGCGCAUUGCAGAAGAAUGCUUCGAGCAGGAUUGCCUGGGAAGACAUAAAGUCCAGGUCAAGGCUUGCCACGUCCUUGUGAGAACUGGGCAUUUGAAGGAAGUUCCUGAUACCAACAUGUGGUGUUGCUGCGGCGCCUGA